Phaeoacremonium minimum UCRPA7 is the source of this 291-nucleotide messenger RNA. RefSeq names its product putative c6 transcription protein. Lineage: Eukaryota; Fungi; Ascomycota; Sordariomycetes; Togniniales; Togniniaceae. Bases 1 to 291 code for a protein of 96 amino acids. The record is from RefSeq and is a predicted model, not a curated record. The transcript has 2 exons.
AUGCCGAAUGGCCUGUACAAAGAUGUCGUCUUCGAGAAGACCAAGAACUUCUACCACUUCCACAUGAUCUACACCACUCAGUGGAUACUCCUCAUUCUUCAAAUCAUGCUUGGAGCGGUACUGACGGCACUUGGCGCUAUCUCCAUGAAGGACAAGAUUCCCAUCACUGCUCUUGCAGCAAUCAAUACCGUUGCCGCCGGCGUUCUCGCCCUCAUGCAUAGCAGUGGUGUUCCUGACAGAUUGCUGCGCAACAAGAAUGAGUACUCGAAUGUCGUGGAUUAUGUAAAGUAG